UCACCAUCGUCGUCCGAAGCAAUUAGUUCAGCAGAUACAUGGGGACAGCACAAGUGAUGAGACAAGUGUACUUCUGCCAUCAGCUCAGUACGGUUGAUUGGAAAAAGGUUUUUUCAUCAUCUGAUAACUUGGUGAUUUAGGGGCUCAAAAGUUGAAUUCAGGAAGUGAAAGUGUGUAAAUUUUUUGAAGAUUGAUUCGAUUCGAUUGCGCGCGAUCUGAAACGAGUGAAAAAUAAAACCUGUGCUCAAGGAAAAACGACAUCCAUUGAAGAUAAAAUUAUCAGAAAAAGCCAUCAUCAGCCAUUAUGCAUCUUAAUGUGAUGAGUGAAGCAAGCAAAUGUAGAAAGGAUUUGCAAUGACGUCAGUGAUAAAGGUGAAAUUAAAGUGAAUAGUGGAUUCAUAAAAGCUGUUUGCACAUUCGAUGAAAGUGUUUGUUAGAGGUGAGCAGGAAAAGGAGAGUUUGGUUAAAGCAGAACAUCCCUAGAUAGUGGUGCAGCCUUUGGCGGGAGACAGAAGAUUGAAGCAGUGACGCGAAAGAUUAACUCUUGAAAAUGGGAAACUACUGCAGCUCUGGCCAAACCAAAAAGGAUAAGGAUAACGUGUCGGAGAAGUCGGAAGAGUCUCCCUCCUACCAGCUGGCUGACAAGAACAAAUCCAAACCUGGACAAAACAAUGCCAAAGAGGCUCCGCUAGCCGCACCGGAGGUGACGUCCGAUGGGUCCGGAACCGGGCCAGUAUCUAACAACUCGACCGCUAGUGGUGGUCUUGCUGGGGCUUCCUCCUCGACUGACGCAACCAGGCCUCUUCCGAAGGCUUUGGAAAAUGUGCGCUCGGUUACGCUAUCCGCGGAUUCAACUACAAGUAGCCCACUAGUGGCAACGCCGCCCUGUCCGGUCCCCUCGGUGCAUCAGAAUUUACCGCAAAAUUUGGUGCCAUUGUACGGAAAGCCAACUACCAAUCGUCGGACUGAUAAACACCGGAAAAUAGUUCUCUACAUUUUGGCUGCCGAUGAUGGUUACCAAACGGAGAAAACGGUUCUUCGCGAUGUCUACAAGGGCUUGAACCAGAAAUGUCAAAGCCGGGGAUUCGAAUUACACGUGUCGGAUUUGCAUCUGAUGCAGGUCAAGGGCAGCAGCCUGGAUGUCAACAAGUGGUUCAAGGGACCAUUGGAGGCUCAGGGUGGUCACGAUCUAGCUGCCAACUGUUUGGCUGAAAUCGCACGGCAAUCGGGCGAUUCCUACCUGAUUCCGGUGUUGUUCCUGAGCACCAGCCUGGGCGAUCCGCUGCUACCGUUAACCAUCGAAAGUCAAGACUUUGCAGCAGCCCUCCAAACGGCCGAGAAGAACCCGCAGGAACGGGCUAUUCUGGAGAGUUGGUACACCCUGGACGAUCAAUCCCAGCCGGCUUGCUAUCGUCUGACUACUAAAAACAAAUCGAAUCUCUCAUCGGAGGAAUCGGAAAAAGAACUCUCGACCCUGUUGAGCAUUUUGGUUGACAUCUUCUCGAAAGAGCUGUGUGAUUCCUAUUUGACAACGGUUGUAGAACAGGAAAUCAACAACACCGUUCUAAUUAAUCAAGAACUGUCCAAACGGUGCAUCUGGAUCCAGAACUCAAUUGCUCCUCUAAAGGUUACCGAAAACUCUUCCUCAACGGAGAUCGAGAUGCUUCGUAGAUUGGGCAAUAUACAAAAUGAUUUGAAGAGUCACCUGUCCGAAAAGCACAUCCUGCGUAUCCCGGCAAACAUUGGCCAACAGUUGGAUCAGUUCGCCAACCUUCUGGAUACCUGCCUGUCCGCCGAAAUCGACGCCAUCAUCGACGAGCACACGGUCAAACACUCGGUACCGUACUGCACUUUCGGCGUCGAUCGACGUUUGCUCGGUGAGAUCGAGGAGGUCAACCGUCACUCACGGGUUCUGAACGAGAAUUGCGCCAACUUCUCGGUUACCGAUCGGAUCAAGGAGUAUCUCAUGAGCUCCAGGAGGAAACCGUUGGUCAUCUACGGGAAAACCGGUGCCGGCAAAAGUGUUCUGGUUGCCAAAGUGUCACAGAACGUUCACACCUGGCUGCCGGAGUCUCAUUUGGUGUUAAGAUAUGCGAAUCUUACGACUUUGAGUUCGGAUGUUACCUCUCUGUUGGGUUCUAUUACCGAACAAAUUUCGGUGCUAGUGAAUGGAACUCCCACGAGGUGUCAACAUACGAUUCAAUCCUAUUCGGAAGCGCUGAAGGAGCUGAUCGAAAACACCAAACAACAAAUCACGAUAAUCAUUGAUUCCGUCGAUAGGCUGUGUGAUCCGAAUGAUUUGGCCUGGUUGCCAACUGAGCUGCUGGAGAAUGUCAAGCUUAUUUUAACCGUGUCCUCUUCGUGUCCUAGUCAAGAUGCGCUCGCCAAGUUGGGAGAUGAAGAUGUCGCCCUAAAGCGAUUAUUGGAGAAAAUUGGUUCACCGGAGAGUUUUCUGUACCUCACACCGUUCACCCAGGAACAGUGGGAGGAUGUGCUGUGCUUCGGAGGUGGAGAUAUCUACUCGGCAAAUGGCGCUCUACAGUUACCUGACAGUUGGAAGAAAUCCAACGAAAAAAUCUCCGUUCAAGCAAAGAUUCUGUGGUGGCUUGCAUGGCUAGGCGUUACAGAGCUGAGCGACACAUCGGUGUCUCACAUAAGUCAGAAAGUGUUCGAAAUACUGGAAGAGAAAUUUACAGCUGCAAUUACCAAGUUUAUUAUCUCAUUGUUGGUCACAGCCCGGGAAGGCUUGCUGGAGACAGAGAUCAUUACGCUUAUUAGGAAUUCAAAUUUAGUUUCCGGGUCCACUACCAAGCUCUGGACACAUUUCUGCUGGAAAAUGGGACCACUGUUGUUGCACAACAAGCACAUCAUUCUGGUAGACCGAACUUUGAUUGAGGUAUCUCGUCAGCGCUACGCACAGGACAUACGCGAGGCUCACCGGGUUCUGUACGACUUUUUCGAGAAACAACCGGACAGUUUUACCGACAAGAAGGGGAAGGACAAGUGCUUCAACUCCCGCAAGCUCAUAGAGCUACCCUACCACAAGUACAAACUGGAAAAGAGCGAUGAAUCCUUUGCCGAGAGCAGCUUCCUGACCGAUUUGGCUUGGCUGUCCCAGAAGGUUAUCGCUACCGGAUGUGUUCAUUUACUACACGAUAUUGCUCUAGUAGAUUUAACCAAUAGUAGUAGAGGCAGCGGCAAAACGGACCACGUACUGCUGCUGAAGCAAUUCUUCGAAACGCACUUCAAGGCGCUGAACUAUGACGGACGACAGUUCUACUCGCUGUUGGCCGUGUUCCUGGAGCGUCAGAUGGCUGUGGAGGGUUCUUCGUUCGUCGGCAACGAGACCCUUAAAAAGUGGCGGGAGUUUAUCGAGGCCGUUCCACAAACGUUCCUUAAACAGGUAGAGAUUAUCAAAGGACCCGUCGAGGCGGGCAACGAAGACGGUGCCGAGAAGAAAGAUCCCGGUGCCGAGAAAGCAAUAGCUGGUUAUGAUUUGAUCAUGAAUCUUAACAUUGAUGGUUAUUUUGUGAUUUCGUUGAGCACGGAGCGGGAGGAGAUAUGCGUUUGGGAUGUGGCAAGGUGUAGCAAGGUACGAACAUUGCUAGGAGUGCCACAACCAUCGGCAAUUUGUCCUGUGGGAGAAUACGGUGUGGCUGUGCUGUGUCGUCGGGAAAUCCGAAUGGUAGAUUUGGAUGAGGGCCAAUUUAAGGUUACGUUGAAGGGUGUAAUGAACCAAAAAAUGCCAUACUUUGGGUUACAUGACGCAUCUCAUUUGGUAUGUUUAUCAAGGAAUCGUAUGUACGUGAACUUGAUGAACAUGGAAUCCGGAGACUGCGUUACAACUUUCAAAGCUGGUGAAGAUCGCUUCCUCAACUCAUUGCUAGUGUCCGGAGAUGGAAGAAUUCUCGUCUGUGGGGAUGAAACUCAGAAGCCGUUCCCACUCCUGGUUUGGCACCUUUCCCAGAAGAAGCUGCUGUAUGACCUUCGGAUACCGCACCAUGACUUCAUUACCUCUCUAGCUGCCAUUACGCAUGAGGGCUCGUACGUUUGUGUCGUUGCCAAGGAACUGGCCGAACCGAGUCCCAACUUCAUUGUCGUAUACGAUUUGCAAAGUGGAACGUUGUUCAAGAAAUGGAAGCCAUCCUGCAAUACCGUUUCGCUGGCCAUCUCGCAGACCAAUACGUGCGUGAUUGCAGGAUUGGAGGAUGCGCGGAUAUUAAUAUGGGAUCUUGUAACAGGUAAUUGCCGAUGCACAUUGACGGGACACAGCGCUCCGGUUACGUUGUUGAAGCUAGAUCCCUCCGGCAAAAUGUUACUUUCCGGCGACAAGGAAGGUCGUGACAUGUCGGUUCGGUUGUGGGAACUGGAUAGCGGCAAACAACUGGCCGUUUACACUCCGGAAGAACGGAUUACAUCCUGUGAAAUCCUCAACGGUGGACAGUAUCUGGCGCUGGCGUUGGAAAAACGCGAUAUGAUUAUAGCGCUGAAGUUGUACGGUGUCGCUGCUACUCCGGAAGGUGAGAAUUCGGAACAGAAAAAAUACGGAAAGCCGGAAAACUGUGGCAAACUGUUUGAUUUAAAGAAGUAGGCGUCUGUGUAGCGUAAAGAGAUUAUGCAAAGUUUUAUCCUGUAUAGGUAAAUGUUGUUAGUUGAAAAGCGAUUUUUGAUUUAUUUAUUCUGCGUAGUUUUUGGAAAACGUGUAGCUUUCAUACCAUAGAAAUAUAUGAAUAAAGAAAUAUGUGGUCGUGAUUUGUUGGUUUCAUGUUUGAAUGCAAAUGUUGCUAUUUAUACUAGCAAAUGGCAUAGCUACUUUUGAAUUUCAUAUAUCUCUCAGUACAUAAUUUCGUCGAAUGUUCGAUUUCCAGAUACUUCGUGCUUCAUAUAAUGAAUUUUUCCACAAAUACGCGUAAGUAUUUGUAAUAAUUUUUUGUCGUUAACACCCUUCAGAGUUGAACCGUUCAGCUUAGAAUUCUUUUUCAUUAUUACCAUAGAAUUUCAGUAGCACGCUGGUGUAUUCUUCAACGUGUUUUGAAUAUUUUAGUUUAUUGAAGCCAUCAAGUCAUGACAAUAGGCAGUUAGAAAAUUUCCACUUCCGAUUGUAAUCGUCGAAAAACGCAUCAACCGAGUCCACUGUUUAUCCAAUAUACUAAAAAAGAACAUUCGUCAUUUAGCACCAGAACAUGUUGGCAAUCGUAUUUGCUCGAACCGUUUGUGCACCAAAAUACAACACAAAAUAUAAAUAAAACAUCAAUCCGGAUAGUACAUAAAUUAUAACACUCAAUCCCACUCGAAGAACGAAUUUGUCAGAAGGCGUUAGAUAUAGAAAGAUUACACGAUAUUUAUUAAAAUUAAAGAGAAACAGAAGGAAACCCAAGUUACAAAUCAAAACUAAGCGAUUGAAAUUUUCCGACGCGCAAGUUACCCUGAAAUCAAUCAACAAAGAAUCGGUUACAGAGAUGAAUCGCAUACAAUACAAUUGCAAAUUAUACUAAAAACAACAAUAGCAAACUACUUUUAACUACUACAACCGAAUAUUGUGAAUAGCUUCCAGUCGAUGUUUUAGAGUAGGAAAUGUCGAGAUUUAUGCAGUCAUAAACAAGCGCUGAUCGAACAGCAAGCACUAAUCCAAAAAUCAUCUAAGCGAGUGUAUUGACGGCAAAUAGUGUAAUUUGAAAAGUUUCACGCUCCUUUUGCAGUUAAAAUUGCAGAUAGAAACAAAAAUCUAAGAAAGAGCAAAUAACAGCCUGCGAGGCAUUUGACAAACAGAGAAAGAUACUAGUCGAUGAACGGUAGCUAAAACAUAAUCAUUACCGGAACAAAAGGAAAACAGGUAUAGCGCGGAUAGCAAACGAUAGAUAAAAAACUAUCUAAUCAAUCGCGCAACAUUGAGAAUAGUUUUCCACUGAGUGUAAACUGCUAAUACAACAACUAUGGAAAGCAAAUGUGCAUGGUGGCUAGAUGUUAGAGAAAGUUAAUGUCGUUUUAAAACUGGAUUUGAACUGAAAACAAAUUAAACAUCUGAGAGAAAACUGCUGCACCUUGACUGUAACACUUUGUCUAUGAUACCGUUUUAAACCCGCCAAGUAUAUGAAUAGCUUAAAGCUCGUACAUUUUAUCUUUAAUUAAAUUAUUAUUCACAUGAAUUCAAAGUCAAUCAACAAACCGGAAAAGAAACAUAAUCUGCAAUCUAUCCUUCCGAACAGCCGAAAAUGAAUAAAAAGUUUAGGAUAAAUAUUACACAACCUACAAUCUGAUAUAUGUAAGGCAAAAAAUCCCAUAGCUUUAAGUUCGGUUUACACAAGCUUAAUCGAAUUGUACCAAAACAAUUUAUUUUAUUUUUAAAUUCUGGAUAUAUUUCUUCCAGUACUUUGUUCCUUUUUUAAAUCAAUAGUCUUAAAUUAUUUUUGUGCUUGAGUAUUUCAGUCGGAAUUAAAACUAAAUGAUGUUGAAUUACCGAUACCUACAUAUGAAGAAUUUUUGUUAUCGUUGAUAUAAAUGAUUUGAAUAUUCAUCACGUUGUGGGAAUAGCUUAGUUACUCUUCCAAAAAUACACAGAUAGUAACACAAAUCAAAUUGAGAUCAUAACAUAACCCUUUAAAGAUGCGAGACGGCUGACAGCUGACUGUUGUUCGUAGCAAACCUCACUUGCUUAUACAAAAUGCUCCUAAAUUUUGUUUGGUUCAUCCCGACAUAACAAUUUUUUUCAAUUAAAAUCAUGUUCCUUAUUAUUAUUAAUUCAAACUACUUUCAAUAACUUGUAAGAAUUUUUGUCAAAAACCCGCCGUUUACACAGAUCCAGCUGUUUUGAUCAUCAUUGUAGAAAAUGCAUGUUUGUGUGAGUGUUUUUUUGUAUCGUUUCCAAAUAAGCUGCUACUGGUAGCAAUGUAAUUACGAAGGACAUACCAAUUCAUAAGUAAUAAACUGAAACAACACCCAACAACAAGAGAAUCAGCUGCAACAAACAUAUGAAGAAAGCAAACCAAAACUAAUAUGAUUAUACCAAAAAUACCAAAGCAUACAAAGCCCAACAGACAAAUCUUAACUAGUAGCGUCUGAUCCAACAAUAACAGCAAAGAGAGGAAAAAAUAACAACAAACAAUUUAGUAAAUGCUCAUCUGGUAUGUAGCAAAUCAUGACGAGGCUGGUCCUUAAAAACCAAAAAUUAAAUUAAAAUAAUAUAUAAGCAGAACAACAAUUGUUAGACAUUGUAUUAUUAUUAUUAUUAUGUUUAUCAUUAUUAUGAAAACUCUAGCGAUUUUAAUAUAAUUUCGUUCGCAGCAGUCAAGAAGAAAGAAGAGAAAACUGAUUCGGUUUGUAAUCUGAUACCUAUAGAUGCAUAGGAAAAACUUGAGACAAGAAACUAUCUCAAAAUGCUACAAUCAUGCAGUACGUACAAGACUUGAAACCACUGAAAAUUUAUAUUUAGUCUACCUUGCAAGGGAAAAAAGUUAAAAAAUUCGAAUCAAAUUCAGCGACCAAACUUUUCAAAGCAUAGCUUCCGGCUCAGUAUCGGCUAGAUCCAAAUCAACAUUUUCGAAAAAGCACUUAAAAUCUGAAGGAAAAAAUUCCCCAUACUUGUAAAGUUUCACGAAAUCAAUAGAAAACAUCAUAAACUGAAAUAUAACCUCAUUGUUUCGCGCAUCAAACGUAUCCAUCAAUGAGUAAUUCAAAAUGGAUCAAAGUCAUUACAAUAUCAAAUCAUUCGAUAGAACCAAUAAACGGAAACCGUUUCCUUGCUUAUCGGAACGGCCGAUUGAAAUGUCCUGCCAAGAGUAAACCUGCACAAACUCCUCUAGCGUAAGGGUGCAAGUGCAAUUGUACAAUUUGAAAAUUCAAGCAAACGGAUAACGACCAGAAAUCAGAAACUAACGACAAAAAAAUACUACUAUCCUAUCAAUUAAAGGAAGCGUCAAUAUAAACACGCGAAUAGCAUUAACUUAUAAAAGCAGACGACAAACAGUAAGAAAAAAAAAAUGAAGAAAACCAAUAGGAGAGACAAUGUUCAAAAUCUUGAGCCAUUUUUGAUGUAAACUCUUUUAAGUCAUAUUGUAUUUGUUACUUUUUGAUUUGUAUGUGUGUAUUAUUCUAAACAACAAGGUGGAGAAACCGAAAACAAGAAGAUGAAAAAAACCUUAGAUUAGACAAACAAAAAACAAGCAGAAACAAAAGAAUCUGAGAUGAUGAAUAUAUAUACAAAUCAACAAAUGCUGUCGAUGCCGAAA
Messenger RNA from Uranotaenia lowii, 8225 nucleotides. RefSeq lists its product as uncharacterized. NCBI's taxonomy places the organism in Eukaryota, Metazoa, Arthropoda, Insecta, Diptera, Culicidae. The transcript has 16 exons. Gene Ontology annotation, molecular function: protein binding; ATP hydrolysis activity; ATP binding. The record is from RefSeq and is a predicted model, not a curated record. Bases 551 to 4591 code for a protein of 1346 amino acids.